GUUCUAACGAACAGAGCAGCAUUUAAACUUGCAGCUAGCUAGUCGACGCUGUUGUUAAACGAAGAGCAAAUAACAGCGGGGAAACACAUUUAUCAUUAUUAUUUUUUUGCCACUACUAUUAAAUUAUAUUUAGUCAAAUCUAUCGGUUCUUGGGCAAUCGUGUACGCUACACGUUCACGGCUUAUUUUAAGCAAAACAGUUUGUUGACUUUGGGGCACUGAAUGGUUGGGUUUUGAUUUGAAUUCAGUGGUUUGCUCGAAGGUGGAUGGUAGUGAGAGCACGUUUACAUCAAUAUGAGUGCACCGGUAGCCAAGGCGGCGAAUCCGUCGACGCAUGUUGACCCCAAAUCGGCACCUCUCAAAGAGAUCCCAGAUAUCCUUGUGGAUCCCCGGACAAUGAAAAGGUACACUCGGGGAAGAUUUCUCGGUAAGGGAGGGUUCGCCAAAUGCUACGAAAUCACAGACAUGGACACCAAAGAGGUUUUCGCCGGUAAAGUCGUCCCCAAAUCCAUGAUUCUCAAGCCUCACCAGCGGGAGAAGAUGACUUCCGAAAUCGCCAUUCACAAGAGUCUCGACAACCCGCACAUCGUGGGAUUUCACGGCUUUUUCGAGGACGACGACUUCGUUUAUGUGGUUUUGGAAAUCUGCAGGCGAAGGUCUCUGUUGGAGCUGCAUAAGCGUCGGAAGGCGGUGACCGAGCCAGAGGCCCGCUACUACAUGAUGCAGCUGGUUAAAGGCUGCCAGUACCUCCACAACAACAGAGUGAUACACAGAGACCUGAAACUAGGAAACAUCUUCCUCAGUGAUGACAUGGAUGUCAAGAUAGGUGACUUUGGCCUGGCCACUAAGAUAGAGUUUGACGGCGAGCGUAAGAAGACUCUGUGUGGAACGCCUAACUACAUCGCCCCGGAGGUUCUCUGUAAGAAAGGACACAGCUUCGAGGUCGACGUCUGGUCUCUGGGGUGUAUCCUGUACACUCUGCUGGUUGGUAAACCUCCAUUUGAGACGUCUUGUCUGAAGGAGACCUACAACCGUAUCAAAAAGAACAACUACACAAUCCCCUGGCAAAUCAACCCAGUGGCAGCGUCUCUAAUCAAGCGGAUGCUCCAUGCCGACCCGGCCCAGCGUCCCACCGUCUCCCAGCUGCAAACUGAUGAGUUCUUCACGGGGGGGUACAUCCCCCUGCGCCUCCCCACCACCUGCCUCACCGUGCCCCCACGCUUCUCCAUCGCCCCCUCGUCUCUGGAGCCCAGCCAGAGACGCCCACUCACCGCUCUCAACAACCAAGCAGGGACAGAGAAUGUGGAACAGAAAGAUGAGCCACUGCACCGAGAGAUUCCAGAGGCCACAGAUUGCCACCUGAGUGACAUGCUGCAGCAACUCAACACCUGCAACGCUGCCAAGCCCUCCGAGAGAGGACUCAUACGAAUGGAGGAGGCAGAGGACCCAGCCUGUGUCCCCAUCUUCUGGAUCAGCAAGUGGGUCGACUACAGCGACAAAUACGGACUGGGCUACCAGCUGUGUGACAACAGCGUCGGGGUGUUGUUUAACGACUGUACCAGGAUGAUCAUGUACGCUGACGGAGACAGUCUUCAGUACAUCGACAAGAUGGCUGCUGAGAGCUACCUCAGCGUCCGCUCCUACCCAGCUACGCUAUCCAAGAAGAUCACGUUGUUGAAGUACUUCCGUAACUACAUGUCGGAGCACCUUCUGAAGGCGGGCGCCAACAUCACGCCUCGUGACGGAGACGAGCUGGCCCGCCUGCCCUACCUCAGCCACUGGUUCAGAACCAAGUCAGCCAUCGUCCUCCACCUCACCAACGGCACCGUGCAGAUCAACUUCUUCCAGGACCACACCAAGUUGAUCCUGUGUCCUCUGAUGGGUGCGGUGUCCUUCAUCGACGAGAAGAGAGAGUUCCGGACCUAUAAGAUGUCUCUGAUUGAGGAGUUUGGCUGCUGUAAGGAGCUGGCCAGCAGGAUGCGAUACGCUCGGCUGAUGGUGGAGAAACUGCUGGCCUGCAAGUCCUCCACGCCCCGCUAACCAACCAGCCUCCUCUCUGGCCCGCAGCCUAUCACAGCACACAGGUGGAGGCAGGCUGUUUAUCCACUUCCCCGCUGUCUGCUGGCCAAUCAGAGUGCUGGAUGGGGGGGGUGUUCAGGUUGUUGUGAUGUCAGGCCGCUGGAUCUACCGACGGUCUCUGUAAUGUUGAAACGCCGUCUUAUUGUAGUCACACAGGUGAUCAGUCUCACCCUGCCUGUCUGUCUCUCACCCCGUCUGCCUGUCUGUCUCUCACCCUGUCUGUCUGUCUCUCACCCCGUCU
Messenger RNA from Coregonus clupeaformis (lake whitefish), 2319 nucleotides. RefSeq names its product serine/threonine-protein kinase PLK1. The coding region runs from base 294 to 2039 and encodes 581 amino acids. Gene Ontology annotation, cellular component: spindle pole; centrosome; cytoplasm. The transcript is spliced from 11 exons. Gene Ontology annotation, biological process: mitotic cell cycle; regulation of cytokinesis; protein phosphorylation. NCBI's taxonomy places the organism in Eukaryota, Metazoa, Chordata, Actinopteri, Salmoniformes, Salmonidae. Gene Ontology annotation, molecular function: ATP binding; protein binding; protein serine/threonine kinase activity. The record is from RefSeq and is a predicted model, not a curated record.